UUCUGUUUUCUUCUUGAGCCAGCUCCUAGGCACUGGUGCUUCAGCAAGCUUGGAAUUAAUCUCUGAGCUCAGUCUAUGUUGUCAGUUUUCCACUAGGAGCUAUGGGAUGGGCAUGUGAAUGUCAGUGUCAGCAUGGUGCAGAGAGAGGAAGAUGCAGCAAAGGGAGAAAAGGCAUCCUGGUGGGCUGGAAGAGACCCAGAAAUAGAAACUUUGGAGACGUUGCCUGGAACUGCCUGGAAUGGGUAUUUGAACACUUUUAGACAUGGGACCACAACAGGCAGCCAUUUAUCAAAUGCAACAACAACUGCUGCAGCCUUGAUGGAUGCUGCCAAUUCAAGUAUGAGUACUUGGACGAGGAGGAUUACAAGCAGUAUGGCCCCUGCAAAAAAGAAGAGCUCCGUGACAUGGAGGAAGUUCAUCCUCAUCUUGCUGGUGGGAUGGGUCUCUUCAUCAGCACAAUGUAAGUCCACAACAAAACCAUCAUGUGUGCCCAUGAUUAUGGCCAGAAUCACUUAUUUUCGAAAGUUGUAUUCUGGGUCAUGUGAAACACCCUGAAUUUCCUUUUUCCCUUCCUGUUCAUGAUGUUCUGCUUAUUCCCGCAAAGCAUGUGUCCUCACUAUGUC
Molecule: messenger RNA, 623 nt
Organism: Melopsittacus undulatus (budgerigar)
Lineage: Eukaryota; Metazoa; Chordata; Aves; Psittaciformes; Psittaculidae
Exons: 4
Coding region: 133-555 (140 amino acids)
Source: RefSeq, a predicted model, not a curated record